Messenger RNA from Aspergillus oryzae RIB40, 1479 nucleotides. RefSeq names its product Zn(II)2Cys6 transcription factor domain-containing protein. Bases 1 to 1479 code for a protein of 492 amino acids. The record is from RefSeq and is a predicted model, not a curated record. Gene Ontology annotation, molecular function: DNA binding; zinc ion binding; DNA-binding transcription factor activity, RNA polymerase II-specific. The transcript has 4 exons. NCBI's taxonomy places the organism in Eukaryota, Fungi, Ascomycota, Eurotiomycetes, Eurotiales, Aspergillaceae. Gene Ontology annotation, biological process: DNA-templated transcription; regulation of DNA-templated transcription.
AUGUUCGAAAUCAUUCUCACGAAGGUAUGGACUCUUGCAUAUGGAGUCAAGACACCUAGCUCAUCGCCACAUAGAGACACAUUGCAACGGCAUAUCAGCACGCAUAGCGAUCAGCAGAAUCAGGCUCUUCUGGCGUUGAGGGCUAAAAGACCUCGAAGCAAUCGCGCUUGUCAAAGCUGCGCACGGGAGAAACAGCGUUGUAGUGGGAAUCCGCCUUGCACUCGUUGCAUUAACAAGAAUCGCACUUGUGUAUUUGAUCAACACUCCCGUGGUGGCAAUGAUGCUCGAAAUAGAUCAUCCACAGUGCAUGUAUCGAGUCAAGAUGGGACAGGACAUGCCGAAAUGAGCUUCAGUGGAGACAUAAGUAAGUCUGGGCUCUUACCAGGUGACCAACAGCUAGUGGGGAGCGCUAGCGUUCAAGCGCUACCGGAGAUAAGGCCCUUUUCCGAUGCAUUGGGCUAUCCGAACUAUAUCCCCGACUUGGGCAAUUUGUUCACAUGGGGACCAUUUGACUGCCUUGAUGACCCGCAGUAUAAUCCUUCCCUCAACAAUGGCGUUGGGUUCGGUGGUUUGGACUCACUCUGUCAGCAAGUUUCACUCCCAUCCGAGCCUUCGGUUUUACAAACACCCAGGUCAAGCACACCUCUUGAACCAGCUACCCUGCACUCACUGCUUACUCCCGCGGAAGGAAUUCAUCAAUCUUCCCAAACCGCAUCACACGUACUAAAGGAUCCCACGGCAUAUAGCUCUGCAUCUACUAGAGGGGACCCAGAUCCCCAGUCUGGCGAUGAUAUACUGAUAGCAGAAAACUUCUUCCAUGUUAGAGCCGUGGACAAUGAAACCUAUGAGAAGAUCCACGGCUUCUAUCUAGCCCAGACAGACAUCUGUUUCAAGAAGUUGGCUUUCCCGGACGUCAACCACCUCAAUUGCUUGGUUCAGGUGUAUUUUGAGUAUUUCCAUGCACAGAUGCCAUUUGUACAUCCUGUUAUGCUUGAAAACGACGGCUCGUGGAUUCUAGCUGUUAAAGCGCUGCAAUACGAUGCAAUGACUCUGGCGCAGUCAACUUUGCUGCUCAAUGUUAACCUUGUGUUCAAUGGUUUCCGAGACGAUAUCAUCAACUUGCAGUUUCUGCGCACCUGGCUGGCUACGCUUAUUCGUCCAUUUCUUAAACCCCACAGUAAAAGAGAUCCUGCCUUGCUGCAUGUCUCCCGAACUGGGAAUACUUACGACCGAUGGCAUGCAUGGCUCCAAGCCGAAGCCCAUGCCCGUCUGGUAUAUGCGUUUUUCUUGCUCGACUCGUUUUGUGUCGUAUUUCAUGAUAUGCCACCAAGCUAUUCAGUGGAUGAUUUUGAGCACAGACUCCCUUCUCCGGACGAACUCUGGAGCAGCCAGGAUGCUCACUCCUGGGAGUCACAUCUUCAAUCCUGCCAGGGUUGGUACUACUACUUGGUCUCUUUGUCGGAGAGAAACAAGCCGUGA